This is a messenger RNA of Vespula pensylvanica (western yellowjacket), 6777 nucleotides long. RefSeq lists its product as uncharacterized. Gene Ontology annotation, molecular function: RNA polymerase II complex binding; mRNA binding. Gene Ontology annotation, cellular component: cytoplasm; mRNA cleavage factor complex. The record is from RefSeq and is a predicted model, not a curated record. The transcript is spliced from 17 exons. NCBI's taxonomy places the organism in Eukaryota, Metazoa, Arthropoda, Insecta, Hymenoptera, Vespidae. Gene Ontology annotation, biological process: termination of RNA polymerase II transcription. Bases 200 to 5893 code for a protein of 1897 amino acids.
UUAGAAGAUACAAAGGUAUGGCAGCCAUUUUAAGUGAAUGUCUCGUCCUGCGUAAGCAGUAGUGUGCGUGUAAUUUUCGCAAAGAGUCAAAAUAAUUUGUCUCGUGAUGCUUCUAUAUCCGAAAAUGUUUUAAUAAGUGCGGUAACCGUGAUUACUGGGACAAGGAAUUGGUGCAUUUAUUUAUUGGCAACUCGUCAAAAUGACUUCAGCAAAAUCUAAAGAAAUAGCCGAUGAGUACAUCUCAUCGCUGUCUGAUCUUACGAUUAAUAGCAAGCCGCUUAUCAAUAUGCUUACUAUGCUGGCAGAGGAUAAUGUUGAACAUGCAUCUGCAAUCGUCCAAGCUGUCGAAAAUCAUCUACAAAAGGUGAGGAGUGAUAUCAAGCUACCUGUACUUUACCUCAUCGAUUCUAUUGUGAAGAAUGUUAAUGGAACUUAUCUAAAUCUCUUUACCCAAAAUAUUGUGAAUACAUUUUGUGGAGUUUUUGAAAAGGUGGAUGAAAAUACUAGAGCUAGUAUGUGGAAGUUGCGGCAAACCUGGAAUGAUGUAUUUCCUGCAAAGAAGUUAUUUUCAUUAGAUGUACGAGUACAAAGUAUUGAUCCUGCUUGGCCAAUCACUGCCUCUCCUACAAGUAUAUCUUCAGGCUCCAUUCAUGUUAAUCCUCGUUUUUUAUCUAUGCCUCAGCAAACAGCAACAUCAAUCGUUCAACCAAUUGUACCGCCAGUUAAGUUACCACCAGGUGAUCCAGUAUCUACCACAGAAGCUGUAAUGCGAGAGCAACUAUUGAAGAAGCAAAGAGAAUUGUUAGAAUUACAAAAGAAAAAAAUUGAAUUGGAAUUGCUUCAAGCCAAAGCUAGUUUGGAACAACAACAGAGGCAACUUGAUAAACAAACUGGAAGCUUAAAAACAGACAUAGUUGUGCCAUCAACCACUGUUGGUCCAAGUACAGAAAGUACUACUCAAGGAAAGCCUACAACACCCGUUGUGUCGAAUCCAACACCAAAACAGGUUACAAAACAGUUUCCAGCUGCAGCUGCAUCAUUGUUGAAAAAUGCAGGCACGAAUAAUGGUCCUCGAAUUGCACCAGCAAGUAGUAUAGCAGUAGCGUCUGCUAGGCCAAUGUCACGCGAUCCUCGAUUGAAGACUGCAUCCGUUCAGGAGGUGACAACCGCGGAUCCGCGACAGCGACAGAGUACGACCGGCCAAAAGGAGAUCCGGAGUGGUGAAGGCCAAACGCAGUUAGCGCCAAAUAUAAACACUGUACUUUCAGAUCAAUUAAAACACCAAUUACUUCCGAAACAGGCUGUGACUAGCACUAUCAACAAGCCUCCGACAAAUCUUGCCGGCUCCGAUACACAAACGAUAAACGCUAGUAAUAACACUAAUGCUAAUACGAACCUCAACAAUAAUAAUAAAAGUUUCAGUGGUAACGCAAAUAAAGAUGCUGUCUCGCAUCGAACAAGUCAAAAGAAAGACCCUCGAUCGUCUAGUAAUAGUAGCAAUAACCUAAACAGUAAUUGCUCCAAAAGUGCCCAAAGUUCGUCAGUCAAUAGCAGUUCUUCGACUUUGUCAACAAGUAAUAGGGGAGGUGGAGGAAGUGACAUCAAGACAAAAGAUGUGAAGAGUUUAAGUUCACGAAGCUCUUCAUCGUCUACAAUUGACAAAUCUUCCACUUCCUCUAAAUCCUCAUAUAGAAAAAUAGGUAACAAAUCGCGUUCUAAACAACCUCAAUCGUCCCCGAGUAAGGUGCCGAAAGUCGACAGGGAUUCCAGUCCAGUUAGGUCUAAAUCACGUGAAAAAGACAGUGGAGACAGUUCACCAUCUUCGCGUACCUCUCCUCAGUCCUCUUUCCAAACUUCUAAAAAUCGCAAGAAGAUAAAAUCGAGAAAGCGCAGUCCAAGUUCCCCGUAUAGAAUACCCCGGCGUAACGACACAAAAUCCAAUUCAAGCUUAAGCAGUUCAGGUGGUGUUACUGAGGAGGAACAAUCCGGUUCAUUAAUAGUAUCUCCUCCUCAUCCACCGACAUUUAAAGAAAUCAGGCCAAACGCUAGACAAAGAAAUUAUGUACGUCGAAAUAAGGAUGAUAGUCUUAGUCCAGAACGUUCACCUGUUAAUUCUGGGAACGUUCAAGUUACCACAGAACCAACACUGGAGUCAUCCAGUAAAGACGAAGACCUCAGAGCUACAUUGCCCCUUCCUGGUACUAAUACCACCGUAGCUGAAAAGAAAGAAGAUCUAGAUCUUCGUGUCUUGCCACCAGUUAAUACAAAUAAAAGACAAAGUACUGAGCAUUUGGAACCAACAGUAAUUAAAAAGACAAAAGCAGAAAAGUUUGAUGCAUUAUUUGGAAACGAAGACGUUGAUUUGAGAACAUUGACGCAUCCUAAGGCUGGUCGACCACCGACACCACCACCACCAGUGAUUUCCGGAGAAGAUGGCAAAGACAGUUGGGCAAAACUAAAAACUCCUUCAAAGAAUGACAGAGAAAAACAAGUGAAUAAUAAUGAUGACAAACGCGAUAGAGAUCGUAAUAGAGAUAGAUUAGGUCGUCUCAGACUUUAUAAUAAAUUGCCAGACGAUCCAAAAGACAGACGAAGAACGUUGUCUAAUGAGGAUCAGGAUUCUCGACCUGGUCGAAGAGGACGCGAAAAUGAUAAACCAGAAAGAAACGAGGAUCGAAAUAUUGAAAUAAUAAUGAAACAAGCUGCAGAACAACUUAAUCAAGGAUCGAUUACAAAAACACAAUAUAAUACAUUAAUACAAGAGGUUUUGCAUAUGAGUGAAGAUCGAAAAUUGAGAGCAGCGCAGCGUAAAGAAAAAGAGGCAGGUUCUAUAGUAUGGGAAAAAGGAGUAUCAUUGGAUAUUAAUGGUCCAGUUGAUCGUACAUCUACUUUUAGCCCAUCUGGUGAAAAAGAAGUCAUAAGGAAUAAGGAUCAUCCUAUUCCUAGAAAUCCAAAUGGUCCAAGAUGGCAAAGCCAGCCAUGGCAGCAGCCAGGUCCAUGGGCACACCCACCAGGUCCUCCUUAUGGUGGCCCUCAAGCACAUUUUAAUGCAGAUUUUAGACCUGUAGGACCUUGGCAAAAUCCAAGACAUUUUGGCCCAAUGAGGCCAGAUUAUCCGUAUCAUGGUGCUUAUAAUCACAACAUUGGUCCAAAUCCUCGACUAGGGCCUGGUAUGAUGGGUCCAAUGGGUCCUAAUGGUCCCAUCAUGUCUAAUCUCUUACCAAAUGGACCGAUUGGCCCAAUAGGUAUGCCAAAUCCUUCCUUGUCAUUAUCAGGUAUGAAUGGACCUGGAAUGAUGAUGAAUAAUGGACCAAUUCCAAGUUUAAUGUCGAAUCCAAAUAUACCACCUCUGAGUACUGGAAGAAAUGUUUCACCAAAUGCUACAACAACAAAAUACGAUCUUGAAGAUGGAGAUCAAAAUUAUAAUGCUGCACUGCCGAAAAAUCAAGGUCCGCAUAGCCGUGAACUACCUCCUCCAGACCCGCAGUUAUUAGACGAAAUUGCACGAGAUACUAUGAAGUCUAUAAAUAUUGAUAAUAUCCCAAGAGAAAUCAGAUACUACGGUCAAACUGGUGUAGUUUUCAUGAAUUGGGAUGAUCCGAGAGAAAUCGGAUUCCAAGAUGGUGUAAGGCGAAUUUUAAUAGAUGAUAAAGAUACUAUAACUUGUGCAUUCAAUGAUCAGUAUAAAGAAUUCAUUUAUGAUGGAGAAGUUCACAGAAUAAAAUUGGGUGCACCAACAAGAGAAUUGUACGUUGAUGAUCGUUGGUACGAAUGUUAUUUUGGUGGAAUGCCUGUAACUAUAGAGCUUGGUGGUAAAAAAGUAAAUAUAAAAUUAGAAGGUCCUCCGCCGCAAGUAAAGAUUGGUACUGUUAAAAGAACAGAUUUAGUAGUUGCUAAAAUUAAUCUUAUAAUUAAUGCUAGAAAUAUGGUGCCUGUCUUUUUGGAUGCAAAACCACAAAUAUUUGAAAUUGAAGGCAAGCCUCAUACAUUAGAAUUCAUAGACGCUUUGCAAACGGUACUUUUAAAUGGUCGACCGUUUAAAGUUGAAUUUGGAGGAUUACCUAAGCCGAUCAUUGUAAGAGAUAAAAAACAUUUUAUUAGAUUUUCUGUAUUACCGCGAGGUAUACGUGCUGGAUACGUUAAGAUAGCAGGAAUGAGAGGUGAAGAACCCAUUGAAGCACCAUCAACUCCACCUUUAUUAAAUCAAAAACCUAAAAUUGAUACUACUCCUGCUCCUACUCAGCUUCCAUCUAUAGAACAGGAAUCUACAUCUCAAGAUGGUUCAGAUCUCAGAACUACACCAAAACCAGAUUUACAAUUGGAUAUUCUAUCUUCUGUUCUACCAUCUGCCAUGGCACCAUCGUCUGGUUUGUCUUAUCAAGCAGAACCGGCUGAAAAUCCUCCUACUUCGACUCCAGCUUUAUCAUUGCCAUUAAAUAUGAAUGAAUUAUUCCAGCGUUUAGUUGAGACUGGUAUUGUACCAAAUCUUACAGAGAAAAAGAAACAGGAAGAAGAAGAGAAAAAGGAUCCAGAAAUUAUUCCUGUUUCUUUUGAUAAGCCAGAAACGCUUAAAGUGAAGCAAUCAGCCAUAGCUGCUGCUUUGUACAGUGGAAUGCAGUGUAGUUCCUGCGGUGCAAGAUUUGCACCUGAAUUAGCAACGCGAUAUAGUCAUCAUUUAGAUUGGCAUUUUAGACAAAACAGACGUGAACGAGAUUCUGCGAGAAAAGCACAUUCUCGACCGUGGUAUUAUGACGUUAGCGAUUGGAUACAGUUCGAGGAAAUCGAAGAUCUUGAAGAUAGAGCUCAAAGUUGGUUUGAAACGGAAAAGCAAACAGCAGAAAUAGAAGGUAUUGCUACUGAGGAUACACCACAAGAAACACAACAACCAAGUGUUCCUACUGGCUCUGAUGAAGAUUCUAGAUGUCAAGUGUGUCACGAUGCUUUUGAGCAAUUUUACAAUGAGGAAAAGGAAGAAUGGCAUUUAAGGCCAGCAAUUAGUUAUGAAGGAAAAAAUUUCCAUCCGCUAUGUCUUGAAGAUUAUAAGGAAAAAAGUCUUGUGAGAGCUCUGGAAAAAACUGCUUUGGCACUUGAGGAAACAAUCGGAGAAAUGGAAGAUGAAAAGAAAAGUGGUGUAGAAGAAUCUAUUGUAGAAGAAGAAAUUAAAAUUCAAGUUUCAAAAAUAGAAAGUAAUAUUAUUGAACAAUCGACUAUUCAACAAGAAGAUACAGUGCUUAUAGAAGAGCAAAAAGUUUCUGGAAUUGAAGAUGCAGAAGAUUCUACGAGUUUAAAAAAUAUGGAAAAUCAACAAGAUGAAGAAGUGGAAGACGAAAAGAUCGAAAAUACAGACAAUGACAAAUUGAAGGUAGAAGAAUUAGAAAAAAUAGAAAUACAUUUACGAGCGGACGAAGAAAAAUCUCAAAAUGAAUCAAUCGAAAGUAAUUCAUUCGAAAAUAUAAAAAUCAAAGAAGAGCCAUUGGACGAAAUCGAAGAGCAAAUAGAAGAACAAUUUGACUUUACUAAUAUAGAUAUUAAAGAAGAACCUAUAGAACCUGAGCCAGAUCCAGAAGAGAGCAUAGUAAGUGAACACGCAACGGUAGACACAACGUAUGCAGCUGUGAAAAGUUCUAUUGAUGGAAAUGUGGAAUUGGAUUCUACUCCGGCAACAUUACCAACAACACCAUCUCGUAUUAAAAUCAAUAUUACAAAAGCCUUGAAUACUAGCAAGGAACCUGAAGAACCAAAGGAGAAACAAAUUGUGGAGCCUCAAGUUGAAGAGCAAACAGAGCCUUUAGUGCCUGCUUCUAUCAAACCUACUUUGCUAGGUAGAAAAUUAUCUACCUUACCUCCCGUAGAAAAGGGACAAGAAUUAUCUGGACUCUGUUCAAUAAUGUAAAUAGUAUCUGUAAAAUAUUUUACGCGAAUCUAUGGACACCCUAGCGGUUUGUGUGAAGUAUGUGUUCGCGAAGGAGUUUGAUUUAUUCAUAACACCUUUUAACAUUAAGUUCGUAUAUUGUAUAUCACCUUUUGUGCGGCUCGUACGACAUGAUGUGAAAUGUUUAUUUAAAUAUUUUAAUAUCGUGCGUACAAUAAUAGCCAUAUCUUGAAAUUGUUAUUUAUAUAUUUUUCUUUUUUUCUUCAGUUUCAAAAUUUUAGGUAAAAAUUUUAAUACGUGUAUCAUUAUACACGAUAAUAUUUCAUUUAUUACUGUCGACUACGAGAUAAAAAACAUCACGUCGUAAGAGUUAAGAAUACUUUGUAAUAUGUGCAAGUGUGAAUGUGUAUGUAUGAAUAUUUGCCGUUAUAUGUAGUAUGAGAGAAAAGUUGCAUGUGUAUGAUGCAAGUGAAAUGAUUGAAGUGAAGUAAUAAGGUGAUGUAGCAUUCCUAAUAGUAUUGAGUGCAAUCACAAUUCGUGACAUGUCAACAAAGUUAGAAAUGUCAUGAAGAUUUACGAUGGUCUGCACAAGACUUAUUGAGAAUUUCGUACCGUUUGUACUUUGUAAACUACAAAUUCUGCAUAGGUUAAUUUAUAAAAUUACUGUUCGUUUAAGAGGUGCUUCGUGGAACUAUACACAAAAAUCAUUGCACCUAACAGGAUUAUUUAUAAAGAAUCGAAUUUGCCCGAAUCAAUUGUUAAAAAUGUACAAAUUGUGUGAUAUGUGAUUGUCUGUUGCAUUGUACAUACUUUCAACAAUGAUAUGAUCACAAUGAGAUUAGGUAAGACACAAAAAUUAGUACUAGAGUCAUUAUUUUGUUGUAUAAAAGAAGACUUGUUGAUUA